Molecule: messenger RNA, 2532 nt
Organism: Astrephomene gubernaculifera
Lineage: Eukaryota; Viridiplantae; Chlorophyta; Chlorophyceae; Chlamydomonadales; Astrephomenaceae
Source: the annotation of a GenBank genome assembly
ACAGCUCCUCUUUCGCCUCGCCUUUGCCUUCCAUGCAACAGCUCUUGCGAUCUUCCUUCACUGGUUUAGCUUAAAGCUGUUCAAGCAUAACUCAUCCUAGGGCGUUUGGUAAAACAGCAAUGUCAACAACGCGAACGGGGGUGGCAAUCCGAGCAAUCGUGGAGAUGCGGCUGCCCUUUCCUUAUGUUAUGUCGCCUUGCACGGAAUGCUUGGAGCUUACGGAUUCGUCAGGAACACUCGCGUGGCAGGCUCAGAGCUGACAGCUCGUGAUGCUGCUCCUGAAGCUCUGCAACAGCAGGCCGGCUCCAAGCUGCUGUAGCGCCUGCCAUGUUUCUGGUCGUUGGGCGCACCUUGGGGGGCAUGGUCAUUUUGUUCACGUGGAUUCAGGUGGCUGGAACUUGAUUGUUCUGGUGCAGAGGUCCGUUUGCCAGUCGGGAUAUCGCACAUGGCAUGCGUUUCCUAAAGUUGGCAUGUAACCUUGUGAGGUACCUUGUGAGUUAGGGUACUGAAGGGCUUGUUCGCGAGGAGACCACCUGCCACUUAUGCUACUCCAUGAUGGGGCCGGCACUUGCGAUUUAAGCCGCUGGUUUCUAGCAACCCUAAAGAAUGUUCUGUGCUAUGUUGGAAGUGCUGGCGUAUGGCAGCAAUGCAUUCUGGCGUGCUUCUAGUCGCCACGCUACCCUCCAGGCACCGCCCCUUGGGUCUGCGAGUGCCUAGCUGGCGCGUAGGCCUGCAUCGUGGCUCAAAAUACCGGUAACUAGGUUGACAUUUGUAUCCUUACUGCUAAUGUCCAUGCUCGUUUGCGCGAACUGCUCGGAAACAAGAUCGGCUGCCCGUAUACGAACAAUAACUGUGUUUGCGCAAACGCGAUCUCUGCCUCACAGGUGAGAAGAAAGCGUUUUCUCACUAGUGUUAGCGCUUAGCCUAAGGCACUAUCUUUGCUGCGAAGGCCUUACUUGGUAUGAUGUUUAGUUUGCUUGCUCCCUGCAACUUACGAAGCAAACGGAUAGUGUGAACAAGAAUUUUAAGUGAUUAAACACUAUUGACAAGUUUUGAAUUGGUAUAGUGCACCGGGGCCAAAGCUGUCGUUGCCGGGGCCAACAUGCUCAUAGACACCGGCUGUGCAAAGUGACAACUAACACGAUGAGCAUUAUCAUUCUUUUGUCUGGUCUGGUGCUUCUUCUUCCAGCCAUCCGAGCAAGCGAUGCUGGAGUUUCAGGAACAUGCUCGGGGCCGUGCACUAUGCAUCCGGCAUUUCGGGAGAGGAUCCGGAAGGAUGUGGCGUGGUUGGACGACAUCGGCGGCAUCACGGACGCCAUGAUUCGCAAUAUUUCGUUGGUGUGCAAUGUGGGCAUCAGCCACCAGUGCAACUCGAUGGCGGUACGCAUGAUGAUCAAGGACGGUGAGAUCUACCUCAAUAGCAUUCACCCGGACUGGCGACUAGGCCCGCCGGAAUUCAUAGGGUUCCUUUUAGAGCUGUACGAGACCAGCAAACUCUACAGGCUUCCCGAUUUGGAGUUUGCUUUCAACGGCAACGACGAUGCCGUCAGUCCCGCUUUCGACUGGAAAGACAGAGCCAAGCUGCAGUCAGUCUUCCACGGCGGGCCCUUUCCGUUACUGGCCUGGAGCAAAAGCGACGCCAGCUUUGCGCAGCUGGUGCCGUACAGCGGGGCAUUCAGAUGUACGGAUGACAGCUUUGACGCGUUGCUAACUCGGCUGGAUGACAUUCGGAGGGUGCCUUGGGCCAAGAAGCAGAAGGUCGCCUUUGGUCGCUGGAACCAGUUCUGUCCCAAUUAUCACUACAAAAUGCCCAACCUACCCAGCGGCGAGUCGUUCCCAUGCGCCCGGGGCUUUCUACCCAAGCUCGCAGAGGAGCACAAGGACCUAUUGGACAUCGGCAUUACAGGGGCCAACGGGGUCAGGCCCGUCCCCCUGCAGCAUCAAGAUGUCUUCAGGUACCUGGUUUCCACAGACGGCUGGGCCAUUAGUUCCAAGUUCGACAAGUACCUGCUCCUGGGGUCCACCAUUCUUAAGGCCACCUCCUCCCGCUACGGCUUCUACUAUGACGCACUCCGGCCUGGCGAGCACUACCUGCCCUUCCUCAACAAGUCCAGGCAGGAUAUCCUUGAUGUGGUUCGCUGGGCCCAGCAGCACGACGACCAGGCGGCAGCCAUCGCCGCCAACGCCCAGCAGUUCGCGGUUCGUCACCUGCACCGGAAUGCUCGGCUGUGCUACUACCGGAGCUUGAUCGAGGAGCUGGGCAAGAAGAUGAGGUACACCCCCGACUGCUCCCAACGCAAGCUGUGCAUCCCUCUGGGGCGCAUGCUGGAAUUCCUGUCCUCCUACCCCCGGACGGCCCAGUCUUGCAGGUACCAGGAGGUGUUUCUGCGCCAUGGCACCAGCAGCAGCCCCCCCAGCGCCUCGUCAGCCCGCCACCACUUCAGCGAUGAAGAGCUAACACUGCUGCAUCAGGAGGAGAAGCACUGGCCACGCGACACGGACAUACCGCCGCUCCAGGAGGAGCCCUACUUU